GAACAAGCUGUUGUGUCCUCCGUGAAUGGUGCUAUAGCUGAAAGCUCCGCGACAGAUUCUGCCGUUGAAACUGCUACUGAAGAAGGUUCAUCCUCACAAGCAGCACCUACAGAAGCGGAGCAUGAAGCUGAGGCCGUUGCAUCCUCGUCUUCAAAUGACGGGAUGGAUAUUGAUAAUCGUACCUUCACGGUGACGAAUCUCAAGCAUCCUGGAGCAUGGAGGACGCAUCCGGAAAUCAUCAAUAUGCUUGCACGAUGUGAAUCCUUUAGCAUCAGAUUCGAACGAGCAACAAAGCAGAAGGGACCAAAACCUGGCCAUAUAUCUUUCACAUUUGAGUCCAUUAGCUCCGCAAGAGAAGCAUUUACACAAGCUCAGAAAAUGCGAGUAGAUGGUCAUGCGGUGAAAGUUGAAGCAUGUCCAGCGUUUUUCGCCCCAGCAGCUUGCAAAUCGAGACCGUUUUUCAAACCCCCUGUCGAUGAAGAAGUUCGAAAAAGGACAAUAUACGCUUUGGACUUGCCGACUACAGCUGAGCAGAAUUUGUUAAAUAGUAUAUUUGAAUCUGAUCACAUCGAACGGAUAACGUUUUUACCACUGCGGAGUGAACACAAGCAAGCGGAGGUUAUCAUGCACACUGAAGAGCAGGCGGAUGCAGCUCGGUCAGAAGAUGGCUUUGAGCUUGACGAUGGCAAACAGCAAAGCGUCCUAAGAAUACUUACCCCUGUUGACUAUGCUGCCUUUGUUGCUGAGGAGCAGAAACCGGUGCCAUUCGUACCUCCAAAAGUAGAAGAAGUGCCAACGCCAUCCUCAACUGCUCCAUCUGUAUCUCGCUCUCCCUCAGCAAAACCUCCGGAUGAAGUAAAAUUGGCCCCUGUUUUGGAUGAAGAUGAUGUUACAGAUAUGUUUAUAAAGUACGUGACUGAACAAAGAGUGAAUUGGGCCGAAGUCACGGACGUUAUGGAAUUGUAUACGAUGUGCGAUGCAGUGUCAGCACAAAUUGGUGGAUUGCCAGAUAGUGUGCUGCGGCCAGCGAUGCUACAUACGCUGCAACGGCAUCUUACGGAAGCUCAGUCGGCUUGGAUGAGGGAGCAUUUGCAAGAUUUGAUAAAAUGGUGGAAGCAAGAAGUCAAGAAUGAUGCUUUUGUCGAUCGGCCGACAUUGGUUCAAAUGAAAGCAGCUGAGUAUGUACCGAUAGCACCGAGCAAGAGGAAAUAUCGCGGUAAAAACUCUGCCGAGUCGCGAGCCGGUCGUGUAAUGAUGGGUGUUGGUGCGUUUUUGGAGGCUCAGCGAAGCAAGAUGGUUACGGAAGAAGGCGAGUUGGAAGUAGAGGAGGAUGACGAAGGCAACAUUUUGUUGGGAGGCGAAGCGCUCAGUUUUGAGUCAUGGGCCAAAUUGACCAAAACGAACCAGCCUGAUAUAGUUCAUGCCAAUAUGGGCGAAGAUGGGCCACCAGCUAAGAAGCCUCGUGAAAUUCAUGACUUCAAGAAAUUCAAGCAAAGUCAGAAGGAAUGGAGGGAAAAGAAGAUGGCAGCAAAGAAAAUGCGUAUAAUGAAGGAGGCUCGCGAGGGUGUAGAAGCGCUUGACAAAGCGAAAGCAGGGGAAGCGCAAACACCCAAAGACGUUGAGAAUGGAAAAGAUAAAAAGGAUGGUGCUACUCCUGAAAAAAUUUCGAAGCCACCAAAAGAGUUAGACGAAGGUGAGAUUGACUCAGAAGAAGAGCGAAAGGAAGAAAAAGAGAAGAGACGGCGGCGGAAAGCGUCUAGCUCAUCGAACUCCUCCAGCAGCUCAUCAAGUAGCGAAAGUGAAGACGACGGCGAUGCGCGAAAACGCCGAAGAAAUCGUAGGAAGACUGAAAGGCUGAAGGGUCCUCAAGUACCUCCACUGUUCCAACGGAUGUUCAACCAUCGUCAUGUGAUUAUUAAUGCGCUAUCGGCUGAGCACAAAACUGCAUUUGCAUCAGUCUUACAUCAGGUAGGUCAUCAUUGCCAUAAAUCAACAUUCUAUUUGCGGCUGCGCGUAGUCGCUGUUUUGAAGCUAGCUAUGAUUUGA
Cylicostephanus goldi is the source of this 2046-nucleotide messenger RNA. The record is from the annotation of a GenBank genome assembly. Lineage: Eukaryota; Metazoa; Nematoda; Chromadorea; Rhabditida; Strongylidae.